Momordica charantia (bitter melon) is the source of this 1965-nucleotide messenger RNA. RefSeq names its product CBL-interacting protein kinase 8 (gene CIPK8). Gene Ontology annotation, molecular function: ATP binding; protein serine/threonine kinase activity. Gene Ontology annotation, biological process: protein phosphorylation; signal transduction. The record is from RefSeq and is a predicted model, not a curated record. Lineage: Eukaryota; Viridiplantae; Streptophyta; Magnoliopsida; Cucurbitales; Cucurbitaceae.
GUCAUCCAUUUCCUCUGUCUAAAGUUGCAGUUUCCACAUUCAAAGACUGCUUUAGAAGCUCAAAUAAGAAUCAAAUUCCUUUCAGGAACAAGGCAAAAAAGUGAAGCAAAUCCCAAAUCACCUGCCUCGACCAGUCCGUUCUAUGUAUUUUCCAUGUUUGAAAGCGAAAAAGCUUCUUGGCGACGGCUUUUCUGAUUAUCCCACAGCUUCUGCAAGAGACGGAGUGCAAAUGCUGAGAUCGAGUUCGAGUUCUCGAGAUUAGAUUUCAGCUGCCGGAGCGGAGGAGAUUGACGGCGGAGAUGGUGGUUCGAAAAGUCGGCAAGUACGAGGUAGGGAGGACGAUUGGAGAAGGUACUUUUGCGAAGGUAAAGUUCGCUCAAAACACUGAGACUGGCGAGAGUGUUGCUAUGAAAGUCCUCGAUCGGAGCACCAUAAUCAAGCACAAGAUGGUCGACCAGAUAAAAAAGGAGAUUUCUAUCAUGAAGCUUGUGAGGCACCCUUAUGUCGUUCGUCUUCAUGAGGUUCUUGCAAGCCGUACUAAGAUUUAUAUAAUCUUGGAGUACAUUACUGGUGGUGAAUUGUUUGACAAAAUAGUUCAUCAUGGACGGCUUAGUGAAGCUGAAUCUAGGAAAUACUUCCAACAGCUAAUUGAUGGUGUAGAUUAUUGCCAUAUCAAGGGAGUAUACCACAGAGAUUUAAAGCCUGAAAAUCUGCUACUUGACUCCCAAGGUAACUUAAAGAUUUCAGACUUUGGCCUGAGUGCAAUGCCGGAACAAGGAGGUAGCCUACUCCGCACAACAUGUGGGACUCCAAAUUAUGUAGCACCAGAGGUGCUCAAUCACAAGGGUUAUGAUGGUGCUAUGGCAGAUGUUUGGUCCUGUGGAGUAAUCCUGUACGUGUUGAUGGCAGGAUAUCUUCCAUUUGAUGAGCUUGAUCUCACCACGUUAUAUAGUGUUAUCAACGUCUAUCUUGGGUGCAAAAUGCAAUCGAGGAUUGAGAGAGCCGACUUUUCAUGUCCAUCUUGGUUCCCUGUGGGGGCAAAAGCCUUGAUUCAUAGAAUAUUCGAUCCCAAUCCUUCAACUCGGAUUACCAUUGAAAAGAUCAGAGAGGAGGAGUGGUUCAAGAAAAAUUAUGCUCCAGUCAAACUUGUCGAAUAUGAAGAUGUAAAUCUGGAUGAUGUAAAUGCUGUCUUUGAUGAUCCUGAGGAAGAAAGGACUGAAGAUCGACAUGGUAUCAAGGACAUGAGCCCUCUGACCCUUAAUGCAUUUGAUUUAAUAAUUCUGUCUCAAGGCUUAAACCUGGGGACGAUGUUCGACCGUGGCCAGGAUUCUAUGAAGUACCCGACACGCUUCAUCUGCCAAAAGCCUGCCAAUGUUUUAUUAUCAACCAUGGAAGUUGUAGCUCAAUCAAUGGGUUUCAAAACACACAUCCGGAAUUACAAGAUGAGAGUAGAAGGCCCAUCAGCAAGCAAAACUUCUUAUUUCUCAGUCAUUAUGGAAAUUUUUGAAGUCGCUCCGACAUUCUUCAUGGUGGACAUUCAGAAAGCAGCUGGGGAAACCAGCGAGUACCUCAAGUUCUACAAGAUCUUUUAUGGCAAUCUCGAAGAUAUCAUCUGGAAACCUUCAAUCGACCCCGGAAAAUCAAGGACCUCGAAGAACAAGAGUAAGAAACGUUGAUUUUGUAUGCAUCAACAGCAUUAUCUAACCAGAUGAAGACCAAAGCAGUAUGCUGUUGGGAUAUGUUUACAGUUCUUUAGUAAAGAGAGUAACAAAUCCUAGGAAAUUUGUAUGAGAGUAUAUGUAUAUACCAUCACCAAGAUUUUACUAAAAUCUUCUUGCAAAUUAGCUGACCUAUGCCUUGCCAUUAUUUCGCUAUAUAGAGUAGGAACAAUGGUGGCGAGGGCGACAUUAAAUUGUCUUGUAUUUCUCUGAAGCUCAAUAUAGGCUGGUUAUUCUCCCGACCUUA